Messenger RNA from Chara braunii, 868 nucleotides. The record is from the annotation of a GenBank genome assembly. Lineage: Eukaryota; Viridiplantae; Streptophyta; Charophyceae; Charales; Characeae.
GGCAGAUCCUAUCUAGCCUAUACUACAAUGCCGAAGUUGACGACAACAGCUUCUCCGAAGUACGAGCAUACAGCGACCAAUGUCGCACGCUUCCAGCGCCAGGUGGUUGUGAAUGUUCCUGCGCUCCUUCUACUCGGGAAAUUACUUGAGCCAAUCUGGGGCUCAAAGGAGUUCCUGAAGUUUAUUCUUGUUGUGAGCACGGGGACUUCAUUAUUGACAUGGGUGCUUAUGAUCUGUCUAUACUAUAUCACACAGAAAGAGCACUUCCUGUAUGAUAAGAUUUCGGGUUUCCAUGGAGUUGUGGCUGGCUUCUUGGUUGCCCUGAAACAGCUUAUGCCUGAUCAAGAGCUCUCUGCAGUUUCCGUUAUAAAGUUCCGAGCAAGGUGGUUGUCUCCUAUCGUCGUCCUGCUCUCCAUCACAUUGUGUGUGGUCUUUGGAGACCCACAUGCUGUUCUGCCGUUCGUGAUCUUUGGAACAUAUACAAGCUGGCUGUACCUCAGAUUUUUCCAGACGAAGCCGGAAGGAAAUCUGAAAGGAGAUCCCAGCGAGGAGUUCAGCUUUGCAUCCUUCUUCCCAGACUUAUUGAGGCCACUUGUUGGUGGGGUUGCUUGGGUUUUCUACAGACUCUUCUGCAGCAGAGCAGAAGCUUCUCCGACGGACGCAAACACAGGGUACAUUCUUGGGGGUAAACCGCUCCCAGGAUCUGAUCCUGUGGAUGCAAGCCGUAGAAGGUAAGCUUGCCAUUCUGAUUGUGGGCUCAGUGGAUGUUGGGAAUGGUUUUCUGUAUGACUAUUCCAGACCACUACCUUCUUAACCCGAAAAAAACGUACGUACCUUUUAUUUUUCAGAAUAAAAUAAAAGCCGUAGA